AAAACAUUUCAGUUUAAAGUUCAGGCCACAGACUCUGGUGUUCCUCCACUCAGCAGCAACGUGACUGUAAAUGUUUUUAUCCUGGAUGAGAAUGACAACAGUCCAACUAUUCUGGCUCCUUAUUCUGAGCUCGGUUCUGUUAACAGUGAGACCAUCCCCUAUUCUGCUGAAGUGGGCUACUUUGUAGCAAAGAUCAGGGCUGUGGACGCAGAUUCUGGAUACAACGCGCUGCUUUCUUAUCACCUGUCUGAGCCCAAAGGAAUCAACCUGUUCAGGAUCGGAACCAGCACCGGGGAGAUCAGGACUAAGAGGAGAAUGAGCGACAACGACCUGAAAACUCACCCCUUGGUGGUGCUGGUUUGUGAUAAUGGAGAACCUUCUCUGUCAGCUACUGUGUCUGUUGAUGUGGUGGUGGCUGAAAGUGCAGCUGACAUCCACACUCCGUUCAGACACGUGCCUAUAAAGGAGGACAGCUUCUCUGAUCUCAACCUGUAUCUGCUGAUCGCCAUUGUGUCGGUGUCGGUGAUCUUUCUGCUGAGUCUCAUCAGUUUAAUAGCUGUCAGAUGCCACAGGACAGACGGCUCUUUCAGCAGGUACAGCGCCCCAAUGAUCACCACCCACCCUGAUGGGAGCUGGUCUUACUCUAAAGCUACUCAGCAGUAUGACGUGUGUUUCAGCUCAGACACACUGAAGAGUGAUGUAGUG
This is a messenger RNA of Nematolebias whitei (Rio pearlfish), 705 nucleotides long. Its product is annotated as protocadherin alpha-4. Gene Ontology annotation, molecular function: calcium ion binding. Gene Ontology annotation, biological process: homophilic cell-cell adhesion. Gene Ontology annotation, cellular component: plasma membrane. Lineage: Eukaryota; Metazoa; Chordata; Actinopteri; Cyprinodontiformes; Rivulidae. The record is from RefSeq and is a predicted model, not a curated record.